AAUUUUGAAAAAGUAAAAAAAAGUAAAAACUUCUUUAAUUUCCAUAAGUAUGCGAUUUAUUGCUGAAUAUGAUUCCAGAUGAGUAGAGUACAGAACUUUGGACAGAAAAUCAAGGCUCUCAUGUGACAACUGCUGACAAAAACUAGUCAACUGAUGAUAUUAACAGAACAAUGGAUAGUAUGAAAAUUGAUGUACAUUGGUCCCCUACUAAUCCUGAUCAGUUCCUUACAUUUGGUACGGACCUGAGGUUGUAUGGUGUAGAGACAAUAAAAGAUGGAUCUGAGAUCGGGCCACAAGGGGUACAGAUUGGACCAGAUAAAUGUGCUAAUCUUUUAGCCAUGAAUAAUGAAAAGCAGUUCAUUAGAUGUAUAUCCUGGUACCGUCAAGCUCCCCCAGACCCCCUAAUAGCAGUAGGCCUGGCCAGUGGCAAAGUCAUCUUAUCAGGGUUUGGAAAAGGAAUAGAUGAUCCAUUGAAUUUAGUGGGAAAGGAAUUUGUUUCAAACAGACACACAAGACAAUGUCACUGCCUUGCUUGGAACCAUGUCGAGAAAACAUUGUUGGCAGAAGGUUUAGAUAAAUAUCGUAUGGACCCAGCAAUUCUCAUCUGGGACGUCCUUGCAAAGCCAAGUGGAGACCUAAGUGUAACUCCUGAACGCAAACCAGUUGUCAUGCAUCAUGACCCGGCUACAGUCGUAACUAGGCCUUUAUAUGAACUAGGAAGUGGUGAAACGUGUUAUUCACUGGACUGGAUACGUAAUGAACCAAAGACACUCCUCGCUGGGAUGAACAACAAAAGUCUUAGAAUAUAUGAUCUCAGAGAUUCCAGUAAGUCUCAACGUGUGGCAGAUGCCUACACUAAAGCUGUACAUGGUAUUAAGGUUGAUCCUCACUGUGAACACAGGCUAGCAUCAUUCCAUGAGUCACAAAUACAUGUGUGGGAUAUAAGAAACUUUGACAAACCUAUGUUAACAUUUAGUGAUCAAAAACCAGUCAUGAAGAUCUCUUGGUGCCCAACUAGAACUGGUCUCCUUGCCUCGUUGGUGCGUGAUAGCUCUGCUGUUAAGCUGUAUGAUAUACAGCACACUAAUAUUGGCACAGAUGAUGUAGAACCCACUGUCAUAGAAAGAUAUGUUCAGCCUGGGACUCCUCACAGUCUGUCAUCAUUCUCAUGGCAUAAUACAUGUGAGAAUAGACUUAUUACUGUCUCUACCUCUAGUGCCCUGAGGGAUGUCACAGUCUUUGAAAGAAUAGCAUUGAAAUGGUGCCCCAACCAGUACUUGAUGUGGUCUUGUGGGAGGAAGAUUCAACAGCUAAAGACCACUCAGUAUAUUAGAGAAGCUGCAACUGAUAUCUCAAUUACAAUGAAACGUAGAGCUAUGAAAGAAUAUGGUCUUCAGAUUGAACAGCUGGGACAAAAUGGUUACCUUGUUGGUGACAAUGCAUUGUUAAUCAACCUCUGGGGAUGGUUAGAUUAUGUGAAUGGGCUUCAUAAUAAUGGGGAUUUAAAAGUAACCAAAGGAUCUUCCAAAUAUAUGGGUGUGAAAUCCAUACUUCUGGGUGAAGGGACGUCAAAUGGGUUAAUGUCAAAAAGUACCCUCAACUACAUGGUGUGGCAGGGACUGGGGUCUGGCAAAUAUGGAGGUUCGGCACCGAGGACUUACAGCAGUGAGGAACGGUCAAAGGCAUUAACCCUUUGCAGUUGGGGCUUUGAAAAGGAUGAGAUGAAACUCAAUGCAAUUAUAGAUAGAUAUGAAAGUUUGAACCAGUUUGAAAGAGCAGCUGCUAUAGCCUUAUUCAAUUUAAAGAUAAGACGGGCGAUCCAGAUACUCAAUGAUGGCGCAAUGAAAAGUGGCUCACAAGGCGUUAAUUUGAAUGUUGUUGCUAUGGCACUCAGUGGUUUCACUGAUGACAAAAACACACUUUGGCGAGAAAUGUGCAGCACAUCAAGAUCUCAACUUAUGAACCCUUACCUUAGAGCUAUGUUUGCCUUCCUCACAGGAACUCAUGAUAAUUAUGAAGAUGUUCUGCAAGAGGAGGGACUUGAGGUUCAAGACAGAGUGGCAUUCGCCUGUACAUUUCUCAAUGACGUCAAACUUGCAGAAUAUAUUUCUGACCUGACAAAGUCUCUUACUGAUGCUGGUAAUCUGGAUGGCAUUCUCUUAACAGGUCUGACAAAAUUGGGACUUGAGCUGUUACAGAACUAUGUUGAUAAUACAGGAGAUGUGCAAACGGCUGCCCUUGUUGUCAUUCAGGCAUUCCCAGGGGACAUAUCAAAGGAUCAAAGGGUUUUAACCUGGAUUGAAAGCUAUCGGGACCUGCUGGACCAGUGGAAGCUUUGGCAUCAGAGGGCAGAAUUUGAUGUUCACCGGCAAAAAUGUGACACAGGGGCACGACCAGCUAGUCAGAUCUUUGUAAGCUGUAACUUCUGUGGCAAGUCCAUAGCAUACAACAUGUUAGCAGCUGGCAGGCGAAGGCAUAACUAUCCAUCAUUUGGAGGAUCUCCGACCAACAAAACUAAAAUUGAGAGUUGUCCAGGCUGUAGGAAACCUCUACCUCGCUGUGCACUAUGUCUCAUUAAUAUGGGAACUGCUGCAGGAUCAGCUCUUGCCGUACCUAGGGAUUCCACUGGAGAGAAUGGAAAGUUAACAAAAUUACGAGAAUGGUUCACCUGGUGUCAAACAUGUCGACAUGGUGGCCAUGCUGAACAUAUAACAGAAUGGUUCAAGUUACACUCAGAAUGCCCUGUAUCUGGCUGCCAAUGUAAGUGCUUCACUCUGGACACUUCCUUAACAUCAAAUACUUCUAGUAGCACAGUCAUGGUGAACUCAUGACAACACAUACAGAGGAACAUAUUAGGAAAUAUGUAGCUUCUAAUCCUAAAGUCACCAUUGAAGAGAUGGACAUUGGAUUAAGAGCUAGUUGUGCAACUCCAAAGGAACACUUUGCCUUAGUGGUGCAUGCAGUUAGAAUGGAACAGUGUGCCAAAUUGAAAAGUCUGUUUUAAUGAUUUAGUUAUUGAUGAACACUAUUUUAAAAAAUCCACAAAAGCUUUUGAUUAAAAAGCUGCACCCAUCACAAUAAUUGACUAAAGACAAAGUCCAUCUUGCCAAUUUUAUAGCUUGGAGAUUUGGAAUAGUGCACCCUUCAUUCACAAAGGACUUCAUUUAUUACUCAAUUAUGUAAAGAAGUGAAAUACCGUUGGACCAAGGAUGGAAUAGUGC
Molecule: messenger RNA, 3221 nt
Organism: Owenia fusiformis
Lineage: Eukaryota; Metazoa; Annelida; Polychaeta; Sabellida; Oweniidae
Source: the annotation of a GenBank genome assembly